Molecule: messenger RNA, 1316 nt
Organism: Asparagus officinalis (garden asparagus)
Lineage: Eukaryota; Viridiplantae; Streptophyta; Magnoliopsida; Asparagales; Asparagaceae
Product: probable mitochondrial import inner membrane translocase subunit TIM21
Exons: 9
Coding region: 121-969 (282 amino acids)
Biological process (GO): protein import into mitochondrial matrix
Cellular component (GO): TIM23 mitochondrial import inner membrane translocase complex
Source: RefSeq, a predicted model, not a curated record
UUCUCACGAAAAAAAAAAAUUACAUAAGCUCUCGCCGGUCAUCGUUCUGUUCUCAACCCAGACCCCUUAAUAAACCCUAGCAAGUCCCCUCCUCUGUAAAAUCCCGGGCAAAUCGACGGGAUGAGACGGGGCGCGAGCAUCGCAUGUCAACACCUCAAGAUUGCUCGGGAUCUCCUGCUGCGGCAGCGGGAGGUAGCCCAUUAUUGUUCCGAGGGUGCUGCUGCUUCUUCUUCAAUCUUUAUUAACGCUGAUAUACGUCCAAAAAUUGGAAUGCGCUUUUUUUCUUCAAGCAUGACUACGUUUAAGGAUCUGAGGACCGUUAAAGACGACUCAUUUACACUCUGGGAACAAUAUGGAAAACAAUGCAUGCUUUGUCAUUCAGUCAGAACAAUAGCAUCUGAUAGUUCACAAUCGUCAGGGCCAAAAUCACAGGAGGGGACUAGAAAAGAUAUAUCCACCGUUGAUGAUCCAUUUGAUGCUCCCACAUAUCAUAUUCCUGAAAAGCCAGUUACCUUCACAGAAGGUGCUUCAUACAGUGUUAUAAUACUUGCUGGUCUUGGAGUUGCAGGGUUUGCUGCUUAUGCUGUUUUCAAGGAGCUAAUCUUCGAGCCUAAGGAGUACAAAAUUUUCGGGAAGGCUCUGGAAAGGAUUCAACAUGAUAGUCAGACAUUCUCUUCUUGGCCUUGUCAGGUUUCUGUCAGAAUUGGUUCUCCUGUUACUGGAUAUGGGUCAGAAAGCAGAAAUCGUGCUGCUCGCCAACGCAUUCCUAAUAGGGUUUGGACUGACGAAGAUGGCAUUGAGCAUGUUGAGGUAAAUUUCUACAUUCGAGGGCCUCAUGGUGCUGGCAAGGUGUAUACAGAAAUGUUCAAGGACAGUUCCGACAACAAGUGGAAAUUCACCUACCUCAUUGUUGAGAUUAAGUCACCGUCUCCGGUUAAAUUGUUGUUGGAAUCAUAUGUUCCGGCUUAAAAUUUACUGUUUUACAGUUUUAGCUUGAUCCUCUGCUCUGUGAUAAAGUAUAUGCCUGCCACUCUCUUCCAUGAUGUUCCACGAUUACACAAAUCAGAUGAUAGGAUUUGGAUAGAGGGGCAAGCAGGUUUUAUUUACAGGGGGUAAAAGGUGCAAAUAAUUUGGCUGUAUCUUUUCCUUUUCUUUUUAUCGUUUGUCAUCAUUUCUUGUUGCAGCCAGAACAUAAUUGUAUGAUGUCCGAACUUUUGUUCUCGCUGUUUGCAGCCAAUGUCACUGAUGUUGAUCUGAAUGAAUGACUGAUUUGUUAUAGAUGAAGAGUAAUUCAGAUCAGGACGUGGCUUAAUGCC